Messenger RNA from Cottoperca gobio, 1159 nucleotides. RefSeq lists its product as uncharacterized. Bases 21 to 941 code for a protein of 306 amino acids. The transcript has 2 exons. NCBI's taxonomy places the organism in Eukaryota, Metazoa, Chordata, Actinopteri, Perciformes, Bovichtidae. The record is from RefSeq and is a predicted model, not a curated record.
CUCCUCGCUCAGGACGCAUCAUGGCACAGCUCCGGGUCUGCGCGCUUCUCCUCCUCCUCAUCAUCACCAUCGCUGUAAAGUGUGAUUCGGGGAUAUCCACUACAUUAGGAGACUCUGUCAAACUGACUGCGAGUAAAAACUGCACCGGUGUCACAGAAUCCAAACUUAUGACUGGCGAUAUCACUGUGCCUGUGGCAAAGCUUGUUAACGGGACCUGGAUGGCGCAACCAGGUUACGAGGGCCGAAUUAAACACCAUUCAACGUGUUCUCUCGUCUUAACCCAGUUGAACUAUAACGACAACGGAUUGUUUGAGUUCUUCUGCGGCGGCUCAGUUGUGACUUUGACCCAGCUGGAGGUGGUUGUAUCCUACAAGUCUGUGCCCGAGGGAGGACAAGCCACUCUUCCCUGUCAUUCAUUGACUGCACGGAGACCUGCCCAGCUUAUAAGAUGGGAAAAAGACGGAGCGCUUGUGAUCGAGUGGGACCCUUCCUCCGGGGGGAUCAGGUAUGGCGCGGGCUUUAAGGGGAACGUGUCCAUAUCACCUGAGCGGUACUUGAGUGGAGACAUCUCGCUGACUUUGGCGCGGGCUCAGCCGGAGGACCAAGCCGUUUACUGGUGUUACACCCAAGAGAAAGAUGGAAGGAAGCAGCGGGGAAAUCCUGCUGCUGUGAGGCUGAUCAUCGAGAGACCCCCAGACCAGAUCCUCUCCACCCCCCCGCAUCCCCCCUCUUCACAGACCCCCUCAGAGAUGGGAGAUUGGACCAAUGUUGGAAUAGCAGCUGGCGGGAUUUUCAUCGCAUUAAUAUUCUUUUUCUGUGGCUGGGGGGCCAGAUCCUACCGAUUGAAUGGGUCACCUUGUGGCGGAUCAGAUGUGGAGACACCCUCUAACAGCAACAAGUUGAGCCUCAUCCUCGAGUAUAAGAGGGGAACAGAUGAUUGAGUUUUGAUCUGAACUUCACCUCUGGCCCGGAGGGAAGACUUUUGUUCUUUAUGAAAAUGAGUGUUUUUAAAUGAGUGUGUGCUGAACAGACUGAAUAUUUUUAUUAUGUGAAUGUAACUUAAAUGUGAUUGUUUGCCGGUACAUCCGUCACGAUGAAUUAUAUUUAAUACAUCUGUAAAGUAAAGCUGAUAAUAAAUAUACAUGUUUCCCUCCUGAAA